ACUUCUCCAGGAAAAGGUGAGAAAGCGCCUCUCUACCCCAACUGCUUCCAAAGGAAACCGCUUUUUUUCUCCAAGGGAACAAAGACAUAGUAGAACAAUGGGAGCUGGUGGUAGAAAUAGAAUGCCUGCCCCCCACAGCAAGCAUGAGGCAGAUGGGAGUGCUCUCCAGCGAGUGCCAUAUGAGAAACCUCCAUUCACCCUUAGCCAGAUUAAGAAAGCCAUUCCACCUCAUUGCUUUCAGCGCUCUCUCUUUCAAUCUUUCUCCUAUUUGGUUUAUGACCUCUCCUUAGCCUUCCUCUUCUACUACAUUGCCAUCUCUUACUUUCACCUCCUCCCCAACCCUCUUUCCUACAUUGCUUGGCCUGUCUAUUGGAUUUUCCAAGGUUGCAUCUGCACUGGUGUUUGGGUCAUUGCUCAUGAGUGUGGUCACCAUGCCUUCAGUGAUUACCAACGGCUUGAUGAUACUGUUGGCCUGAUCCUCCACUCUGCCCUUUUAGUCCCUUACUUCUCAUGGAAAUACAGUCACCACCGCCACCACUCUAACACUGGUUCCUUAGAACGUGAUGAGGUGUUUGUACCGAAACCCAAGUCACAAGUCCCUUGGUAUUCCAAAUACCUAAACAAUCCACCUGGUCGAUUUGUGUCCCUUGCAGUCACACUCAUACUUGGCUGGCCCUUAUACUUGGCUUUCAAUGUGUCAGGCAGACCCUACAAUCGUUUUGCUUGUCACUUUGAUCCCUAUGGCCCCAUAUACUCUGAUCGCGAAAGGCUUCAAAUUUUCAUUUCUGAUGCUAGUCUCUUUGCAGCUACUUUUGUCCUGUACCGCAUUGCUGUUGCUGAAGGACUGGCCUGGCUUAUAUGCAUCUAUGGGGUACCUUUACUCAUAGUGAAUGGCUUCCUUGUUAUGAUCACAUACUUGCAGCAUACUCACCCUGCACUUCCACACUAUGACUCCUCGGAAUGGGAUUGGCUAAGGGGAGCUCUGGCCACGGUUGAUAGAGAUUAUGGAAUACUGAACAAAGUCUUUCAUAACAUCACAGAUACACAUGUGGCUCACCAUCUCUUCUCAACAAUGCCACACUAUCAUGCAAUGGAGGCUACUGAAGCAAUAAAACCAGUACUGGGCAACUACUACCAGUUUGAUGGCACCCCAUUCUACAAGGCUAUGUGCAGAGAGGCAAAAGAAUGCCUUUAUGUUGAGCCGGAUGAAAAUUCUCCUAACAAAGGUGUUUUCUGGUACCGGAACAUGUUCUAAUCCCAGCUGUCUGAGAUUUGCUUAAACUACUCAAGUUCUUAUCCUAUCUGGCUACUAUUAUAUCCAUUGAGUGUCUGUGGCAUGCUAAUAAAGGGGAAAAAAGGUUGUUUUCUUAUGUUGUGACAAAAUGCAAUGUGGUUUAUAUAAUGGUCUGUAAUAGUCAACCAUCCCUGAUAGUUCAUAUGUUAUCACCACGUUGAUUUGUAUUAUUUACGAUGUUGGAAGUUGUCUUGUUUUUUAGAACUGUGUACUGCUUAGAAAUAUAGAAGUUUUAGUAGC
Molecule: messenger RNA, 1534 nt
Organism: Rubroshorea leprosula
Lineage: Eukaryota; Viridiplantae; Streptophyta; Magnoliopsida; Malvales; Dipterocarpaceae
Source: the annotation of a GenBank genome assembly